AUGACUGUCAGAGAGGCGCUCAACGUGGCCAUGGAGGAGGAAAUGUUGCGGGAUGAGACCGUUUUCAUUCUGGGCGAGGAGGUCGCACGGUAUAAUGGUGCAUACAAGGUCACCAAGGGCCUUCUAGACAAAUUUGGAGAGAAGCGGGUCGUCGAUACUCCCAUCACCGAGAUGGGUUUCGCAGGUCUUGCUGUUGGUGCUGCACUAGCUGGUCUUCGGCCAAUUUGCGAAUUCAUGACGUUCAACUUCGCUAUGCAAGCCAUCGACCAGAUUGUCAACUCCGGAGGAAAAACCUACUACAUGUCCGGCGGUAAUGUUCCAUGCCCCGUUGUCUUCCGCGGGCCGAACGGCGCUGCCGCCGGCGUCGCGGCCCAACACUCUCAGGACUAUGCAUCUUGGUAUGGUCAAGUCCCAGGCUUGAAGGUUGUCAGUCCAUGGAGUGCCGAGGAUUGUAAAGGUCUUCUCAAGUCAGCCAUUCGUGAUCCCAACCCAGUUGUCUUCUUGGAGAAUGAAAUGAUGUAUGGCGUCUCCUUCCCAAUGUCUGCUGAGGCCAUGUCCGACAACUACCUCUUACCUAUUGGCAAGGCCAAGGUUGAGCGUGUGGGGACCGACGUCACCAUCGUUGCUCAUAGCAAGAUGGUUACACAUAGUCUAGAGGCUGCUGACAUUCUUGCGAAAGAGGGCAUCAAGGCCGAGGUCAUCAACCUUCGCUGUAUUCGACCUCUUGACAUUGAAACAAUCAAGGCAUCAGUUAAGAAGACUAACCGACUCGUCACUGUUGAGGGUGGCUUCCCGGCGUUUGGUGUAGGUAGUGAGAUUUGUGCUCAAAUAGUCGAGAGUGAGGCUUUCGAUUACCUCGAUGCUCCUGUCGAGCGUGUCACCGGUGCUGACGUCCCAACACCGUACGCCACAAAUCUCGAAUCACUAGCUUUCCCGGACACACCUCUCAUUGUCAAGGUUGCGAAGCGUGCACUAUACAGAACUAAUUAA
Pisolithus orientalis is the source of this 990-nucleotide messenger RNA. Its product is annotated as thiamine diphosphate-binding protein. The transcript has 6 exons. The coding region runs from base 1 to 990 and encodes 329 amino acids. NCBI's taxonomy places the organism in Eukaryota, Fungi, Basidiomycota, Agaricomycetes, Boletales, Pisolithaceae. Gene Ontology annotation, biological process: pyruvate decarboxylation to acetyl-CoA. The record is from RefSeq and is a predicted model, not a curated record. Gene Ontology annotation, molecular function: pyruvate dehydrogenase (acetyl-transferring) activity.